This is a messenger RNA of Rhododendron vialii, 882 nucleotides long. RefSeq lists its product as uncharacterized. The transcript is spliced from 3 exons. Lineage: Eukaryota; Viridiplantae; Streptophyta; Magnoliopsida; Ericales; Ericaceae. The coding region runs from base 1 to 882 and encodes 293 amino acids. The record is from RefSeq and is a predicted model, not a curated record.
AUGACCCAAUUCCGCUACCUACCUCAUAAUCAGCAGGGGUUCGAUCCUUCAUUUUUUGGACCACCCCCAAGCAUUAACCAUUCCCCGCGGCAUAAGCAGACUGAUGAGAUGAUAAAGGCUCUCAUGCAGUCUCAAAUAAGCUUCAUUGAGCAAAACAAACAGACAAUUGUCAAUGCUGCAUGUAUUCAUUAUGUGGGCUAUUCUUCUGGCCCGAGCAAUUUGAAUCCAAGUCUGGAAGAGGCUAAGGCGAUCACCACUCUCAGAAGUGGGAAAGUGAUCGACAAGGACUUACCUCCCAAGCAAAAAUUGGUGCUAACCCCAGCGCCGGUAGCUACACCAGCAAUCGUCUCAGACUUGGGAAGUGUUCCCGAGGACGAGAAAGAGGCGGAGUCUCCUGAAGUGGUGGUGCCUGCUCAUGCAGCCCCCACGACUCCAAUGCCAUCCCUUGCUCUAUAUCCAAAUCACUUGGUGGCGAGACCUAAAGCCAAUAGGACUAAAAGUCAAGACAAAGUGCUCCUGACGGAGCAGGUGAGCUCCAUUCUCCGGGCUGAUAUCCUAAUUAAGAGUAAAGACCUUGGUUGUCCCACCUUCCCUAUUGCUAUCGCAAGCCAGGAGUUCGAUAAGGCAUUGCUGGAUUUAGGAACAACUGUCAACUUACUCCCAUAUUCGGUGUACUUGAAGCUUGGCUUAGGCGAUCUGAGAGCCACACCGGUCACGCUACAGUUGGCUGACCGGAGUGUAAGAAUUCCAAACGGGUUAGUGGAGGAUGUUCUGAUUCAGGUGGGCGAGUUCUUUUUUCCAGUCGACUUCAUUGUCCUGGACAUAUGCCCGAUACCGGAGGUCUUUGAGAAGACUUCAUCAUCCUUGGCCGUCCUUUCCUAG